AUGUACUCGGCAGAGGAGACAGCUGAGGAGACAGGCAAGGAGGCAUGCAAGGAGACACGUAAGGAGACAGGCAAGGAGACAGCUGGGGAGACAGGUAAGGGGACAGGCGAGGAGACAGGUGAGAAGGAGGCAAGUGAGGAGACAGGUGAGAAGGAGACAGGAGAGACAGCUGUGGAGACAGCUGAGGAGACAGGUAAGGAGACAGCUGAGGAGACAGCUGAAGAGACAGGUAAGGAGACAGCUAAGGAGACAGGCAAGGGGAGAAAUAAGGAGACAGGUAAGGAGACAGCUGAGAAGGAGACAGAAGAGGAGACAGGCAAGGAGACAGUUGAGGAGACAGCUCCUCGCACAGACUCUGGUUCUCCGCCAGCUGCAGACAACAGACAGCAGCAGCAGCAGCAGCAGCAGCAGCAGCAGCAGCAGCAGAGGAGACAGAAGAGACAGAAGAUAAGAGGAAGUAUAGACAGAAGAAACAGAGAGGAGACAGAAGAAAAAGAAGAGACAGAACAACAGAGACACCCCUCGAGGCAACAGCAGCAACAGCAGCAGCAGCAGCAGCAGCAGCAACAACAACAACAAUAG
Molecule: messenger RNA, 582 nt
Organism: Eimeria mitis
Lineage: Eukaryota; Apicomplexa; Conoidasida; Eucoccidiorida; Eimeriidae
Exons: 3
Coding region: 1-582 (193 amino acids)
Source: RefSeq, a predicted model, not a curated record